This is a messenger RNA of Neoarthrinium moseri, 591 nucleotides long. RefSeq lists its product as uncharacterized. The coding region runs from base 1 to 591 and encodes 196 amino acids. The transcript has a single exon. NCBI's taxonomy places the organism in Eukaryota, Fungi, Ascomycota, Sordariomycetes, Amphisphaeriales, Apiosporaceae. The record is from RefSeq and is a predicted model, not a curated record.
AUGUAUACUCUUCGUCUGGCAGUACUGGCAUGGUUCACGUGCAUCGCCGCUACCCUGGGCCAGGAAGCACCCGCAAACAUCGCUGAACGACAAGCUGGGCCUGGAACGACCUUACAGUCUGGGUGGUACUGGAUUCGAGCAGUCGCUUCGCCCAACUUCCACAAGUACCUCCAGACAAAGCCCGCGUACAAGCCAGGCACUGCCAUUCUCGACUCCUACACAACCGCAGGGCAGUUCAAUAUCAAGGAUGGGCAGCUCAUCGCCAACAUAGGCACGGGCGCCGACCCGCUAUACUUGAACGUUGAGAAACCCGCGGACCUCACCCAGAGGACACUGGCGACCUGGUUCAACACGACCAAGAACCCAUUCGGCACCUUUGUCUUCCAAGGUGACGCCGUAACGUGGAGCACGCCAGAGGUCAAGAGGCAGAACCUUGCGGCCUGGCUGGUUUGCAAAAACCAGGCAUUGUUCAUUAACACCGGUGCCUAUGGAUAUCAAACCCCGAGCGGAUGUGCGGACCAGACCGUGAGCCCACAUAUCCCUAUCCACAAGGUACUUAAAACUGACGCGGGGGUAGAUUCAUUACUAUAA